AUGGCUAUAGGAAACACCAAAACAGAAGGAAAGGCAACACAACGAACAUUGGAAACACCAAAACAGAAGGAAGGCAACAAAACGACUAUAGGAAACACCAAAACAGAAGGAAAGGCAACACAACGAACAUUGGAAACACCAAAACAGAAGGAAAGGCAACAAAACGGCUAUAGGAAACACCAAAACAGAAGGAAGGAAACACCAAAACAGAAGGAAAGGCAACACAACGAACAUUGGAAACACCAAAACAGAAGGAAAGGCAACAAAACGGCUAUAGGAAACACCAAAACAGAAGGAAAUGCAACACAACGAACACAGAAAACACCAAAACAGAAGGAAAGGCAACAAAACGACAAUAGGAAACACCAAAACAGAAGGAAAGGCAACAAAACGGCUAUAGGAAACACAAAACAGAAGGAAAGACAACAAAACGGCUAUAGGAAACACCAAAACAGAAGGAAAGGCAACAGAACGACUAUAGGAAACAACAAAACAGAAGGAAAGGCAACACAACGACUAUAG
Molecule: messenger RNA, 522 nt
Organism: Pecten maximus
Lineage: Eukaryota; Metazoa; Mollusca; Bivalvia; Pectinida; Pectinidae
Product: major royal jelly protein 3-like
Exons: 2
Coding region: 1-522 (173 amino acids)
Source: RefSeq, a predicted model, not a curated record